This is a messenger RNA of Cercopithifilaria johnstoni, 4275 nucleotides long. NCBI's taxonomy places the organism in Eukaryota, Metazoa, Nematoda, Chromadorea, Rhabditida, Onchocercidae. The record is from the annotation of a GenBank genome assembly.
AUGAAUCUGAACCUUGGCGGAAGCAAGAAAAAACAACAUCAUGUUCGGAAAAAGUACAGCAUCAUUACGUUGGAUUUAUUUAAGCCUACAAAGAAAUCAUAUCCUGAAUUCGAUUAUGAAAAAAUUUGCAAAGAAUAUCUGAAAGAAGAUGAAUCAAGCGGUGAGGAUGAACGUUUCCAUGAUCGUGAAGCAGAGGAGAUAGUGAGAAGGUUGGAACAAAAAUAUGGCGGUAAGAGAGACAAACAUGGCCAUAAAAUUCGCUUUGGUUGUGCUGAUGAUUACAUGGAUAAGACUGCUGGUUAUGAUCUCACAGAUCCAUUUAUUGAUGAUACAGAAGCUUAUGACGAACACGUACCCUCUGCUUUGGAUACGGCACGCGGAGGUUUCUAUGUUAAUAAAGGAAAAUUGGAAUUUAAAUCGAAGUAUACUGAAGGUGACGAAGGCAGUGAUGUUGAAGAUACGGUCACCAAGAAGAAGACGGUGGAAAAGAAACGCAAAAUCUCUAGCGAUGAAGAAGAAAGUGAUAGCAAACGUGCAUGCAUUUUUCCACCUGCAAAACCAUCUGUGGAUAAUAGUUCAUCUUUAAUGGAAUCUGUAAGAGGAUCAAGUUUUCAAUUACCGGUCAGAUUGUCUUCGUCCGGUGCUGCUCCUACGGCAAAACCAAGCGACCCACCUCGCAAUCGUUUGCUUACACAACAGUAUAUUAAAAAGCGACGUCUUUUGGGGCAACCACCAAUGGCAAAAAUUCAGUCACCAGCUGUAAAAGCUGCUUUGGGUGUAAAAAAGAAGCUGAAGCCACAGGUGAAAAGGGCAACUGUUGGAGUGACCGAUGAGGAUUUAGCUGGAUUUUUGAAAGAUAUGGCAGGUGGUGAAAUAGAAGCCGUAGAAGAAAUGGAGAACGUAAUUUAUGCGUCGAAAGAACAGAUCUGUCAGAAAACAACAAGCAUAUCCGUCGAACAUGACGCUGAUGUCGAUAAAUCGGUAACACCUCCCGCUGAGAAAGUACCACAAUCACAGGUAGCUUCUAGUUCAGGUUUAACUGCGCCUUCAUCCACUGUAGCCAUUCCGAAACGCUCACCUGGGCGGCCUCCUGGUUCAACAAUACAGCGCAAACAAAUGCCAGUAAUGUCGGAUAAAUUGCGAGCAAUGAUCGAUACAUAUCAAGAAAGAACCAGACAAUAUGGUGCGCCCGAUAAAAAAAUUCGUCUUCCACCGAGUUUGGUUGCUCUUUGUAUAAGGAUUGAAGAGCAGUGCACGCUGGAGCAUUUUAAUCAUCAGCAAAAAACACGAGUUUUUGAUUCAUUAGCCAACUGGGUGUGUGUGCAGCGAAAUUCUCUGUAUAUUCGUAUGAAAGCUUAUCGAGAUCGUCAUGAACCAAACGCUGCCUCGGAUUCGGUUAUUCAUGCAGAUGAAUCAAUUAGUGAAACAAAAGAAGCACCGCGCUCUAUGAAUGAUGAAAAACUGCCCAGUUCAAACGAUUCAUCUUCUUCUAUCGUUACAAUAUCUUCAUCACCCAUUAUUUCUGAUUCGUCACCGAGAUCCCCUCCCGAAACACUGAUGUCGGAGAAGAAGGAACAGCUUAUUGGAGUUAAGAAUACGACAAGCAGCGAUGCUUCUAGAUCAUCAGAUACCAAACAUACUCCAGCAAUAAAGGAAGGCACUGAAAAGAUGGGAACCACAUCAGAUACUACCCCUCCAUCCAUAUCUGUAACAAAAUAUUGGGAUUCUUCGACCCCUUCAAAAACAGCUUCCAAUCAGUCGAAAGCACCACUUGCAACAAACGUCACUAAUGCAUUGAAUGACACUCAGUUGUUAUCUGUGUUUGCGACAAUGAUGCAACAAACUCGUGGUGAUUCCAUCCGUCAACAACAACGUGUCGCCGAUAGUUUAACAGCCCAAAUGAAUGCUAAUCUUCUAAGCAGUAAACAGCAGCCGGAACAUUUGUUGCAAUACCAGUUGACUCUCAGUAAUCUUGCAAAGAUGUGUACAGUAACACCAACUAGCUCUGUGAAAAUUUCUGCAUCACCAAAGCCUACUACUUCUAAAAGCGAUCUCCAGCCGCCAAAAUCUCAACCAAAACUAAAUCGAGUGCUUUCUAUUAACAGUUCUAAUUCAAAUCCAGUAAAGGGACUAAAACAACCAGCAAAUGAGAAAGCUUCACGUGCAUUAAAAGAAAUCAACAAUGCAUUGGCUCAGGUUGUUUCAGAAGUGGAAAAGGCUCUUAUUCAUACCGAAAACGAAUAUGUAAAGGAGAAGGCGAGAACUGAAAAAGAUGGUAAAAUUGCGCCACCGAAACGGUUCGUUUGGACUGAUUCACUAAGGGCAGCACUAAAAAAACAAGUAACUUUGCUAUUUACUAGUCUGGAGCAACAUGGUGAUCCUAACCAUGUUGUUAAUACUACAAUUGUGCAAUAUUUGUACUAUACUGUUAGACCGCUUUUCAAGGACUACGUUAAAUUUAGAGAUUUGGUGCUGGAAAUAUUGCGAUUGUGUCCGGAAAGACGGCAGCUGGUUCUUAUUCCUGAGAUGAAAGCAUUCAUUGAAUUAAGUGAUGCCUCUAAGACACAGCCUGGAAUAUCUCAAGUAGGAUCGAAAACCCUGAAAACUUCAAGAACCGAUAUACUAUCCUCCAAAAUUUCUCCGAAUAAGAACAUAUCAAAUGCUGAACUCCGACAAACAUCAGCUACUAAUGUUGUGGAUCUCCGUUCAUCGGAUGCUCUCGGCAAAAAGGAAAACCGUUCUGUAAAGUAUAGCAAUGGAGUAGAAGUUCAAAUUGUGGCUAGCUCAAGUCGUCCGCCCAUACUUCUCACGCCAAAGUUAACUUCUGGACAGAAGAUCAUGUUAGUUCGAGAGAAUAAGGAACGAGAAAAAUUAUUGGCUGAAAAAGCUUUAGCUGAAGAACGGAAAGAACGUGAAGUAAUUGAAAACAGAAAGCGAGAUGAAGUUAUCAAGAAAUGGGAACGAGAGGCAACUGACCAAUUGGAAGCAAGCAGAGAUGAAGAUGAAGAAUUGGGUGCUGUUGAGUCGGUGGAUUUUAUAAUACGGCCAAAAGAUUCAGACUUGCAAGAAAUUGAGGAAGUGGAAUUAGGCGCUGAUACUGAACUUGAUAUGAAUACCGAAGAAGACGUGAAUAUAGAUCAAAAGAAUGGGAAUCAGAUGUGCAAUUCAGAGAGUGAACAGGCAUGUAGCAGCACUGAAGCGGAACAGCAUAUAGUUAAGAAAAUAGAAUCAUGCAGUAAUGGUCUGUCUGAACAAAGCUCACCUCAAGAUCCUGCUACAACAAACAGUGUGCAGUCAGUUCAUUCAUCUUCAGUGCUACGAAUUGCUCACUCACAAAACAGCCGGCAAGCGAAUGUUGUGCAUUUUACGUCUUCGUUUUCACCUUCAUACAAACAGUCGUCGCCGAUAACAGUGACUUCUUCUCAGAAGCUUCCAAGUGCAUCCGCAUGUGCCAUUACUUCUAACUUUUCGUCAAAUAGAUUCUGGGAAAUGUGCCAGUAUUCAAAUUCUUCGCAACGGCAAUCUUCACCUCCCGAACAAGCCAUGCUGGGAGUUGCACCUGCAACAAGCCCAGAUCCUCAAGUUACUAGCAAUUAUCAAACAUCCUGUACACAGCGACAACCUUCCUGGAAUGCUAAGCAACUUCCUAUUUCUUCCCCUCCUUCUUUACCUAAAGACCAUCUACCGCCAACACUACAUUCCACUUCAUCGUGCCAUCCAGCUUCUACUUAUGCAAGCGACACUUUUACUGCAUCACAGAUGAAUUGUUCUCCUUAUUCGGUUCAGCAGCGUCAAGUCUCCUGUAAAAACCUCCAAUAUCAGCAUACGUCAACCAUACGUCAUGUUUCUCAAGCUUCUCAACAACCUAUUCAGGAGCAAACACGUCAACGUCAAUAUAGUUCCAUACAACAUCCAUAUAAUUAUCCUUCAUCUAUUUACAACAGCACGACGACUGUCCAAAAGACUGCCCUUCCAACUUGCAAUAUUUCUCAUAAUGCUUCACGUGUUUACAACACUGUGCUUUCAUCUCAAAAGGUUAUGUAUCCGCAGCGCUCUGUAUCUUCAGCGGGUUCCUCAUCAGCUUUUUCACCUUUACCACAACCACCUACUCGGCAGCAGCAGUUAGUGGCCCAUCAGUCAGCAUACAAUUAUCAACAGCAGCAGUUUUUGUUACAGCAGCAGCAACAAGAACGGCAAAAGAAUUUGUAUGGUGAACAACAACAGAAUCAAAUGAAUGUUUCACAGGAUCAUCAAAUAUAUAGUAAUUGGCAAUAA